This is a messenger RNA of Danio aesculapii, 2990 nucleotides long. RefSeq names its product core 1 synthase, glycoprotein-N-acetylgalactosamine 3-beta-galactosyltransferase 1, like a (gene c1galt1la). Gene Ontology annotation, cellular component: membrane. Bases 357 to 1583 code for a protein of 408 amino acids. NCBI's taxonomy places the organism in Eukaryota, Metazoa, Chordata, Actinopteri, Cypriniformes, Danionidae. The record is from RefSeq and is a predicted model, not a curated record. The transcript is spliced from 4 exons. Gene Ontology annotation, molecular function: N-acetylgalactosaminide beta-1,3-galactosyltransferase activity.
GCCGCCCGGUCGUUCAUGACAGGGGAUCUGUUGUCCGGUAGCAACGCACAAAUAAACAGGCCUGUUAACCAUAUGGUGAAACACAAGCCGUAUACUCAUUCGGGGCAAAAAUGACUUGCACACACCCUGGCCUUUAACCGAAGAAUCGAAUCCUCAACGCGUGUUUACGUGCAGACGUCACAGCGCGCGCUCGAAAGCAACCUGACGGUCCCCUCUCCUCUCAAAACGCCGAUACUGAGGGGAAUAAAGACAGAAGGCAUGAAACUGACCGGAGCUGAGAGCAUUCUUUGCGACUGUGAGAGACUUGCACAGGGGAGAUAAGGAAUGCAAGUGACUGAUCCGGGAGGGAUCACUGAAUGGUCAUCAUGAAAGCAGGCAGUUCAAGGUGCGCAUUCUCCCUGGGCUUCCUGGUGGGCAGCUGUAGCUUGUACGUCUUCCUGAGGCAGGUUUGGUUUGAGGAGAGCUUCAGCUGGCAGAGCAAUGGCAAGAGCAGCCUGUCUCCUCCAAUAAGCCAAGAGCAAAACACCUCCAACCUUACCUGGAGAGUUGAAGGAUCUGCCCUGAUCAACCUCAAGCAUCCUAACCAGCCAGGAGAGAACGGUCACAUUGCUGAUGAGCUGUUCAGGAAAGUGCGAAUCCUGUGCUGGGUGAUGACCGGACCCAGUAACCUCCAGUCAAAAGCUCAGCACGUAAAGAACACAUGGAGUCGCCACUGUAACGUAGUGCUGUUUAUGAGCUCAGAAGAAGACCGCAGUUUCCCCACGGUGGGCCUCGGCACAGGUGAAGGCCGAGACCAGCUGUACUGGAAGACCAUUCGUGCCUUCCACUAUGCCCUGAAGAACCACGGCCAUGAGGCAGACUGGUUCCUCAAAGCAGACGAUGAUACUUUUGUCAUUGUGGACAAUUUGCGAUGGAUCCUAUCGAACUACACACCGGAGCAGCCUAUAUAUUUUGGCAAGCGGUUUAAGCCGUACACCAAGCAGGGCUACAUGAGCGGUGGUGCAGGGUAUGUGCUCAGUAAAGAGGCUCUGAGAAGGUUUGUGGAGGGGUUUAGCACUAAAGUGUGCACUCAUACCACACCGGUGGAGGAUUUGGCAAUGGGGCAGUGUCUGGAGAAAAUGGGGGUGCUGGCUGGAGACUCAAGGGACUCGCUGCAUAGAGAAACCUUUCAUCCUUUUAUUCCUGAGCAUCAUCUUACUGGAAAGUUCUCCAAGACCUUCUGGUACUGGAAUUAUUGCUUUUACCCAAUUGUGGAAGGUCCUCAGUGCUGCUCUGAUCUAGCAGUGUCUUUCCACUACGUAGAUCCUGUGCUCAUGUACACCCUUGAAUACUACACUUACCAUCUGAGGCCAUUCGGCUACCAGCACCGCUACCAGCCUCCAGUGCCUGCUGUCCUUUCUUCACCGUCCCAAACUGUGAAAACCACCACAGAAACUCAGAGAUCAGAGGAGGGCGCUAAAGAAAAAACUGCUUCAACAAACACAGUAAAUCCCAGAGCAGAAGAAGUAAAGACGACUGAAACAAGUCACAAAGUCACAAAUGCUGCCCAGGAGAGAAACACAACCUACAGAGGUGCAGCGUGAUUGUGUUUCUUUGUGAAUGGAGUGUUCUGUAAAUCUGAAAUGAAGGGACUGACUAAUGUGAAUGGUAAACUUGUGUAGCAUUUUCUGUGUACCUAGCAUGUGAUGUAUUGGGUACAGAUUUCAGCUGAUUACCAAAAGGUAAAGUGUCCUCCACUAACAUUGGAAACCUUGGUUAACAUGAGCAAAGAUGGCAAUGAAAACAUGCCUUUAUUGUGUAACUAUUUGAUCUUUUCAAUUAACCUUGUGUUUUUUUAGAUUUUUCAACAUUAAGACAUAAAAAACAUUAAAAACCACAACACAAUUUAAUCAAAGACAAAUAUCUUUGGUAAAUUUAUGUGUAUGACAAUUAUUGCCAGCAAUUAUUGAAGUAUAUUCCCAUUGAUAUCUUUUUAUUGCACCUGCACUGUAAAAAGCGAUUAAUUACUUUAAAAAAAGUGUGCAAACCUUUUGCGUUAAACGCUUUAAAGGGGAACCUAGGAUGAAAAUCAUCUUUUAUAAGCAGUUUCGACAGAACUGUGUGUAUAGUGUGUCCAAAGUCACAUUGGGGUGACAUAAACACAAUAAGUCUCUUUUUUUUUUUUUUUUUUUUCCUGAUGUCAAAAUAAGAUCCAAAUCCCACCUAUUUUGAGGCCCACCGCAACGUGGCGUAGGAGUGCCGUUUUUCCCACCCACCGAAUUGAUUGACAGUCGCGUAUUAACAUGUCUCAAUAGAAACGCAUAUAAUCAUAUCUACAAGACAGGUGUGCAAAGCAACUGGGAUUAAAAGAUCUGUUCAGCUCUCUGUGAUCAUCAAUAGUCAUCAAAUGUGAUCAAAAAUGAGUUUAAAAAUAUAUGUAAUAUAGUUAGUUAAAGACUGUAAACUCACUGUAAUUCAUCACCACAGCCGCAUGUCAGUACAAUUAUGAAAGAAGACGUUUUAAUCCCAGUUGUGGACGUUAAAUCAGGUUUAUUUCGUGCUUUAACAUAACAGAUAUUAAUACAGCAGUGGAUAUUAACAUGUAUUCUGUGUUUGUGUGUGGGUGAACUUUUUAACAAAAUUGUGUGUGACUUCUUGUUGAGGAAAGGCUUGAAUUAACUCCUCAACAACUACAUUAAAUAAUCAUCUGGAAAGUUCUUACUGCAGUAUUUCUCACAAACGUUACGUGAGAUCCGCUUCCUUCAUGUCUGUCAUUGUGCUGUUUAUCUGACAUAGCCGAGACGGAGAUUGAGGUACACUCUGAGAAACGUGUGGAAACGUUGGGUGGGGAAAACUAGCAUUAAAGGCACAGACAACAAAACAGCUACAUUGUGUUCAGAGCAGAAAAUUCCAAUAUACUGAAAGGUUUAAUAAAUAAUCUGAUGGGUGUUUUAAGCUGAAACUUUACAGACACAUUCUUGAGACACAAAAGUAUUAUUUUAAAUCUUGAA